AUGUCAUACAAGGCGGGCCCUUCCUCCCGAGAGGGUCCAGUUUCGGCCAUGGCAGUUGACGUGAACUUCGAGAUAUUCGAGUGGUACCCUGCGUACCAGAGCUGCCUGAAGUUCUUCCUCAACAACGCCCAGCAUGAAUACCACGUUCAGGCUGUCGCAGCGUUUGUGAACAUUUGUCUCCCCUUCCAGUGGGCUCCAGAUCCUGUGGUGAACUACUCGGCUGCCUCGCCGACUGCACAGACAGCAUCCGGCACAUCGCAACCUCCGCACGCCAACCCUUGGACACAGCAAAGCGCACCAUUCCAACCAGGCCGGUCCAGCCACUUCGUGUCGCUAAUCCCAUAUAUCAAGCGCCUGGUUGUGACCGCCUUCGAUCAAGAUGCCAUCCUCCAUGGGUUCUUCGGCGAUGACUGGCGCAAAGGGAUCGGGCCCCUCCAUGAGUCGGAACGACGCAACUAUAUGUUCGCGGCGAAGAGCGUCGGCUGGGCACGAGUCAAACAACACUACGAUAUGUCGCCGCGGGAGAGCCUGCCCUUCAUCAAGCCGCUUCAAAAUGUCGAGCUGACGGAGAUUGAGGCGGCCGAACGUUCCUGGAGCGGGUGGCUGGCGUUUGAGGAUUGGAUGAUCGGGGAACGGGCGCCCGAGACCAUGCGAGAUCCAGGCUUUUCCGAGGGCGGCGGACCGAAUAUGAAGCCCAAUACCAUGAUUUGA
Messenger RNA from Eremomyces bilateralis CBS 781.70, 711 nucleotides. RefSeq lists its product as uncharacterized. Bases 1 to 711 code for a protein of 236 amino acids. Lineage: Eukaryota; Fungi; Ascomycota; Dothideomycetes; Eremomycetales; Eremomycetaceae. The record is from RefSeq and is a predicted model, not a curated record. The transcript has a single exon.